Molecule: messenger RNA, 5030 nt
Organism: Boleophthalmus pectinirostris (great blue-spotted mudskipper)
Lineage: Eukaryota; Metazoa; Chordata; Actinopteri; Gobiiformes; Gobiidae
Gene: tarbp1
Product: TAR (HIV-1) RNA binding protein 1
Exons: 29
Coding region: 87-4886 (1599 amino acids)
Biological process (GO): tRNA methylation
Molecular function (GO): RNA binding; tRNA (guanine) methyltransferase activity
Source: RefSeq, a predicted model, not a curated record
GGAAGUUUACAUUUAGAGAAAAACGUGCUACAAUUAGCCGCUGGAAAAGCCGGCUUACUAAAUCAUUCUGAAACGUAUGUCUAUAUAUGUUCACAAAAAUGAACUCAUUUUUAAUGGAAACUCUCCUGUCGAGCUGUCCGGACUACGAUCUUUUGUUUAAAGCUCUUUCGUGGGAGAGUGAAUCGUGGCCGCAGACUGGGCGAGUGGAGGCGCUGACUGCUUUCAUUGAAGGACUUGGAUCGCUCUCAGCCAACUCCGAUGUAAAGUCCAGAAGCCACAGCAUUGCAGUGAAUGUAGAAAAUGUCAUUUGGUCUCAAUGCGUCCCUUUGCUGUCCAAAAUGUCUUCAGAAGUAUGCGAGAGCGUACAAUGUAAGGAGAGACUAGCAGCCGUUUGUAAACUUAUCAGAGCCUGUAUUCCGCUGUGUGAUCCUGCUACCCCGGGCAAAGUGACCGAGUACGUGCUGCCUUUCCUCCAGCCGUCAGACGAAGAAGUCGCAUCAGGACGGUUCAUUGUGGAGGUGGCCAGCGAAGUCCUAUCAGUAUUAUUACCCAUAAUAGCCCCCCGUGAAGAACUUGUACAUAAAGUCCUAGUACAAGCAUCGUCCUGUAUGAAAACCCUCCCCGAUGCCCAAGUAUCCAGAGUGGCACUGCGUCUCCUUUCUGCGCUCUUCAGUUGUAGCAGCGGCGCGAGGUUAGACAACAUCCGCAAGUCAGUCCUGGAUGAUCUGUGUAUCUGGCACGGCAGUGAGCGCACACCUGCAGUAACGGGACGAUCCUUAAUGUGCCUGGCUGCGUUGUCUGACCACAUGCUGACCCCAGACUGUCUGACCUUUGACCCACGAAUGUCCAUUCAGUUCUGGAGGAUGGUUCAGGAUGGAUUGACGCACAGAGACAGUCUGGCACGCAAGAGGGCGCUGUACCUGUUGAAAAGAUGUGUGGCACUAUCCCAAGACAGAGGUUUGGCGUGUCACGCCUCAAAAGAAGGGGAGGUCUUGUUUAUAUGGGACUCUAAUAACAGCCAAGUGUUGCGAGAGUUCUGGGAGGAUUACACCCUGGUGAUGGAGACUUUGGAAGAAAACCAGAUUCACGUUGUUCGUCCAGUCUUAAACAGAAUAGACACAUUAAUACAGAUCGUCAAUGACACCCAAGGUAACUGCCUCUUACACCCAUCUUGGUUGCUCUGUGUGUACCAGCGCAUGUUUCACAGUGAAAAUAAGGCGCUCAUGAAAGAGGGAGUCUGUCAUCUGCUCCAAAUGCAGGCCCUCCAACAGCCACAGUUUGCUAUGGCCUUCUCUCAGUUUGUAAUUGGGCCUUUUUUGGAUGUUCUGUCAGAAACUUCACUCUUUCAAAGAGCCAUUGAACAGAGCAUAGGUGAAUGUCCAGAGCUGGGGAGCAAACUGCAAGUAUUCAUGGUCAACUUUUUUACCAACUUGCCAUCAGAACAAAAAGCCUCUUUGUUGCUGCAGCUGAUUCAGCAGUUAGCCACAAAGCAGUGGUGUGCGGUGCCUGUCCUCUUCAUAUCCCAGGCCUUAGCUAGUCUCUCUCCAAGUCCAUUGCUGGGCGUUAAUGGUCUUAUUGCUUUAAGAGAGGUACUGCGAUGCACAAUGAUAACUCAUCAAGUUCUGCUAAGAGGUGCUGCUCAGUGUUUCUUGUUGAACAGCGCCCUCUGCCUUACAGAUAUGAGUGCAGUGACCCUUGAUGAUGUGUUUGGUCUUCUAAUGCAUUUCCGCUCUGAUGAGUCUCUGAGUCGAGGGACAAAGCUGUGGCACCAGGUAUGUAUUUGGCUUAUGAACAAUGAACACAGUUUCAAGCCUAUAAAUUCUAAAGAUCAAGAAAAAGAAAGUAUAAAGGCGUAUGUUCAAAAUGAGCUUUACAACUACCUCAAAGUCCCUCCCAGCACAGGUCAAACGGAAAGGUUACCUGAUAUCAGUGAAGCGGUGAAAUUGGCCAGGGCAAUUUUGCUGUGUGUGGACAUGGAAAUGUGCCAGCCGGCCGGAGAUGUUAACAACUCUUUGGAGUCCUUACUGUCUCCACUGUGGGACACUCUGAGCCGAGUCAGCACCAAUAUCUACCUGCCUUUGAGGAAGAGUGACAAGAGCCUGCAGCUUGUGCUCCAGUUUCUGCUGCAGGAAGGAAUAAAUCAAGGCAAUAAAGAUGAUAAUGUCUUGUUUGCCUUUAAGAAACAAAUUUUCAAGGUUUUAGAUCCAGUACUAGAAUUCAUUGUGAGGCAGUUAUGUGGACAGCUGCAAGAGCUGUUUGACAUAGAGCGGGCAAAUAUGUACUUGUGUGUCCUGAAACAGCUGGUGGUCAUAUGUAAAUCUAUACCACAACACCACAGUAAAAUUCAACAGACAUAUUUCCCCAAACUCAUUAGUUUCAACCUCAAGAUCCUUGCAGAACCAAGUCAGCAGAGCCCAUCAGUGUCAGUGCAGGUGUCAAGAGUUGUUGCAAUGGCAUCUCUGGCCUUGAUUUGCAGUCUUGUGGAGCAGAAUGUGAUUGGCAUGCAAUCAGUGUCAGGACUGAAAAUGCUGAAUGAGUUCUUCUACAAUCCAAUAUUAUUAUCUUCAUCUUCUGUUGGGCGCAUCAAUGAGACCCUGCGGAAACCAUUUGGCCUUGACUGUCUAAAUGACACAGAUGGAUCUAGUCCAAUGCAGAAGGACUGGGGACGUGUAGUGGCCCACUAUUUGAGAGACCAGUGGGUUUGCCUAAGUCUUCUCUCAAAGACUGCUGGAAUUACUGAAACUGGAGAUUCUCAGUCCAUUGAAAUUCUGAGGUCAUCUGUAAGUUGUGCCAUAGAAGGCCUGUCUCUUCUGCCUAGCAAUCUAGUACUGCCAAUUUUUGCCUUUUUGGAGACUGCUCUUCCUCAUUUAGUCCAGGAUGAUGAAUCCCUCUGUGUAGAUGCCAUCAGCUUGUCUUGGGACCUUGUUCAGGGCUUAAGCACAAACCCUCUUGACUUCUGGCCAUCUCUUAAAUGUUUUAUUUCAUUGGCUUUUCAUCAUAAACUCCUAAUGCUGGCUGAUGCACAAUCACCAAAUCUCACCUCAACCAUAAAGAGGAUUGCCUCUGAGCUUAUGGAGUUAUCACAGUCAAAGACUGGUGUGUUUGGACUGCUAAUUCAACACUGCUGUCAGAUAUGGCUUCCCAGCGGCCAAAACAGUGAGUCCCAGGAUUACUCUAUCUUUGCAAGUGUUUUCAACCAUAUUGAAAUCCUCACUGAGGCAUGCGUCUAUGGACCAGUGUUCAGAAGAGAUCAACGGCUAAUUCAGGAUGUCCAGAGUUAUGUGGAACAACUUGGUGAAGAUUGUGCAGCUAAUGUACUUUGUGGGGACAGCAGAGAUGAUCAGUUGCCCCGUGCAUGUGCCUUGUCUUUGCUCAGUAGACUGGACUCCUCAGAUCCACAGCAUCAAAGGCUGAUGCAAAACGUAGUCCUUGAAUUAUUGAAAAAGGAUAACAUUAUAUCAUCUUCUAAAGUUCGUUACUAUAACAACUCAAUGCAACAUCGAGUGAAAAACAGGAUCUGGCAAACACUGUUGGUGUUGCUUCCCAAACUCACUGAGGAUUUUGUCACUACAAUACUGAGCAGUGUGUAUCAGGCUGGAUUCUGCAGUAAUCAGGCCUCAGUGAAGUACCUGAUUGAAUGGCUGAUGAUUUUGAUCCUCACUAAAUACCCAUAUCACAUUAACAGCUUUUGGGAGUGCUUUAAUGUGGACCAUGAAAAAACCAAGGUCAGCAUCUGCACUUUCCUUUCAGUUGUGGUUCAUUUUAACGUUAUUCUUCCAAACAUUAGGGACCAGGUUGUACAGUUAUGCAAAGCCCUGGAUAUCAUCUUGCAGUGCUGUUUUAACCAUAACUUCAGUGUGCGCCUUUAUGCUUUGUUGGCUCUUAAACGAGUUUGGAAUUUGGCAGAAGCCAGAGCAGUGAAUGGAGGGGCAGAUGGCUUACACUCACUGUCUUCUGUGAUUACGUCUUGUCUCAACCAGGCUGAAGCCAUGCAGAGUACUGGAAAUGCUAACAAAAAUUGGAUAAAAAUUCAGGAACAUUUCUUCUUUGGUGCCUUUCAUCCCCUCAGAGAUUACAGUCUUGAGACAAUCUUGUAUACAUUCCCCAGCCUGUCUGAUUUAUCUGAUGAUGAGUGGAUCCCACCCUGGAAGUUUGAGAAGCUGCCAUGUUUUUCUCACAUUCCAUCUUGUCCUUUGAGGAAUCCUGCCUCUGAUUUGAGAGCGCUCAAUCAUGGGGACUGGAUCCAACAAGAUAAAAGUGAGCAGGAUAAGGAAGAGCGCUGGGCUGAAGUACAGAAGAAAAUUACUCCUUGGAAGCUUGACAUUCAGGAGCAAGAGCCAGAACUCCAGCUUAUACCCCACCAAAGAGCUGCCCGUAUGGGAAAAACACAUGGGGCUCUGCUAGUGGUGGCUUCACUCAUUGACAAACCCACUAAUUUAGGAGGUCUUUGCAGAACAUGUGAGAUCUUUGGAGCCAGUGCUUUGGUCCUCGACAAUCUUCGCCAUGUCAACGACAAACAGUUUCAGUCACUGAGUGUCACGUCUGAGAGGUGGCUGCCUUUGCUGGAGGUGAAACCAGUGGAGCUUACAGACUUUCUACAGCUAAAGAAGAGUGAAGGAUACUGCAUUGUUGGUGUGGAACAAACUGCCAAUAGCCACAGCCUCGAGAGCUAUCACUUUCCUGAAAAGACACUGCUACUUCUGGGUAAUGAACGAGAGGGUAUCCCUGCAAACCUGCUCCAAAUGUUGGAUGUUUGUGUCGAGAUCCCACAACAAGGAGUCAUCCGCUCACUCAAUGUUCAUGUCAGUGCUGCACUGCUCAUAUGGGAAUACACAAGACAACAUCUCAUCUCUGGAGCAGGAAACGCCAACGCCAAAGUCGAGUGAGGGACAAAGUAAUGGUGCUGUUAAAAAGCAUCUAUUCUAACAGAAAUUGAAAGUGUGGAUCAAAACAUUUUACUGUGACUAAAAGCAAUGUAUAUUAUGGUCUUGUAUGAUAUUGUAUGUAUUUAAAAUUUUCUCUGGCUCUUU